GUGCAGUGACAGCAAAAUAAAUUCAAUUCGCAGACUCCUGUCAUCCUCCGGAUCUUUGGAUCAGUUGUUAUUCCCUCCCAGCCUCAUUCAUCGAUGCUAAGGAUGAAGUUCUAAACACUUGCUGUGGUUGAAACUGUUCUUACAUCAUCUCCUGCACAGAGUGACUUCACUCACAUGAAAUCAUGAAGUUAAUGCCACAGUCGAGACUUCAAAGCUCUUUCUGCUGACCUGAGCUGAUUUUUUUUUUUUUUAAUACUAUGGUAGUUGUUGGUUCUUAACUGAGAGAAGAAUUGCCAAAGUAGUGAGUGUUCUCCUUAUUGUGUAAUACAAGAAGAUGGGAGAAUUUUCCAGCAGAGCUGCAGUCUGGAUGGGGGUGGCAGUGCCAUAGUAUGAAUUCUCCACUUAAUCUCAAAUUAGUUUUGAUUUUUGUCUUGUUGUAUAAAAUGGGGAUGAAUAGCCUUGAUCUGUAUUAUCUACUCGAACUAGAUAACCUUUAAAAGGUCCCUUCCAACUCAAACUAUUCUAUGAUUCUAUGAAUUUGGUAGUUGUGCUGGAAAAGGGAUUCUCACAAGACAAAAAGUGAUUACAGAGCUGGCUAAUGGGGGUGAGAGAUCAUGCUGCAAGGACAACUGUCAGGCAAAAAGAUAGUUUGUAGUGGAGGUUCUUAUGGACAAUACUAAUUUUAAUUUCUGUUAGCGCCAUUUGGAAAAGACAGAAGCAUGCUAGUAACAUUUGCUAAUUACUAAGGGAUGUCAUCAAAGCAAGAUAGGAAGAAGGGGAUGGGGUAAUAGGAAUUGAAUAAAAUGAAGUGGUACACAGUGCAGGGUCACAUACUUACAAAACCUUUUACUACAGUGGGAACUUCCAUUCCAUUUGCCUUUACAAUCAGGGAGGACAAAGAAAGAGAGGAACCCCAUCUUAAUAGUCAGUGAUUAUGAGCAACCAGUUUGAUAUGAACUUGAUAACGUGACCCCAGGAUAUACCAAAAAAAAUUGAGCCUUCUUUAAUGACAAGAAAUUUUGAGCUUGGUUUGUAUGACUCCGCAAAAGAAGUGUUGAGAGGAGAUGACAGUGGGCCCUAUAAAUAUAUCAAACAUCGGAGAGGAAGAGUUAUUUUAAGGUGAAAAAUAAUAUGGCAGGAGAAUGAGUAGGUAUAGUUUGGCAAUAAAUAACUUUAGCCUAUAAAUUAGAAGGUCUGUAGUCUUCAGAGAGAGGCUUUGGACCAGUCUUUCAGAAUAAGGAGGAAGACACUGACAGGUAUCUAAAUGACUCUGAUGUGGUUACCUGCAAUAGCAGAAAACUAUUUCCUCUGACCAGAAAGUCCUUUCUGCUUCUGUGUUUCUGGGCUGUAGUACAGUGGGAUUCCUAAAUGUUAAUAAUGCAAGUAGCAACAGCGAUUAGCUAUUAAUGCAAGUAGCAACAGCGAUUAGCUACUAAUUAAUAAUAUUAAUUAGAGACUGGGUUGACUGGAUGUUGCCAGUGACUGGAUAAAACCAGAAGGACGGACAAAUCUCUUCUUUGUAAGAUAAGACACCCAAAGGAAAGAGUGCUCAUCCAGGCUCGGUUUCAGAGAAGGCUUUACCCAAUUCCUGUUCAUUUGGGUAGCACCGAUAUAAUUAAUUCAGACUAACCCAUUUUAUGGAGUUCCUAUGAUGGUGAGACCAGAAUUGAGUCCAACAUCUCCAAAUAGGUUCAGAGUGUGCUAAUUGUCAAUAUCAAGAUUUUAAAAUUUUAAACAUUUCUUGGCAAAACCGAAACAUAACUUUUCUUUCCUAUAAAGCUUCAUAAAUGUGCAGUGUGAUUCCUGGAUAGAGAUCACAUCGGCUCCACAGUAAUUAAUUUACAGGUUUCUCACUGACCUUAGCUCAGCUCUGGGAAUCAUGCCAGCACAAUUACAGUAACUCUGAACAGGACAGACAUAAAGCUUCUGUAUCUACCCUGAAAUUGUGCCACGUUUUUCUCUUGCUCAGUGAUGGAAAGAUGCAUUUCUUCUUUGAUUGGUUUCAAGUAGUUCAGGCAGCAUUGGCUAUAACAAGAUUAUCUCCAGCAAAGCAGGGAAAAGAAGAAAACCACCAUGCAGACGUGUGCAUACACAAUACAUGUACUCUGUAGAUAAUCUUUGGGAAGUGUAUCCCAAGAAGCAGUGUGUUGAGAAAGCGUGUCAAGGUGACUUGAGCUAGUUACCUAGAAAAUAAAUGUCAUAGCUGGGAAUAAAAUUCAAGGGGCAGAUGCGUGAUUCAGUAUUGUUUUCAAUGAAUCACACUACCUUCCUGGAGCACGUCAAGGCCCAUUGCCUUCCUUCCUGUGAAGAUGGGCAGCUGGAUUGCAAUGACACCAGGUGGAGCUGAGUGCAUUCAUCACCUUGGAAAAUCAGGCCCCUCGUGGUUUUCUCUGAUGUUAAUUGACCGUCGGACCCUGCAAGAGGGGAGUCAACACAUUUCCUGGCCUAUGGUCUAAGUGUUUUCCAAAUGCUAGAGUAAAUUUAAUGUUGUUGCAGAGGAAAUGCCGACGCAAUCCACCAGCAGCUGCUACUCUCCAACAUCCUCACAAAGGACAUGGAGCAGUUAAAUAACAAAUUGCACUAUGAGCACCUGUAAUUCAAGAUAAAUGGAGAUGAACGGCUGGGACAGCUAAAUUAAGAUGUCUGUAGAAGGGGGAUGGGAAAUGAUGCAGAACACCAGUGGCACUGGAAGAAAAGGAAAAUAAGGACAACACCAGAAGAUCUUGCUGUCACAGAAGAUUCUUUAGUUUCCUUGGACAACUGAUGACUAUUGCAACUCUUACUGACUCAAUCAUACUGACGUGCUCUAAAGAAAGCAGAGGAGAAAAAUCUGAGAAAUUCUAGAAGUCUUUGGAAAAAGAAACAGCGUGUUGAGAUGGACCUGAAGUGGAAUCCUGACAGAGUUUCUCAUCCGGGCUCAUCUGGAGUCCAGAUGACUGAUUUGAAUUGGCGAGGCAACCAAAAUCCCAGUCCGCUGAUUAAAGAUGAUGGAGAGCUGCUUAUGGAGGAACAUCUUUCCCCCAGGAAACUGAAAGCUUUGGCAGGGGUAGAUGAUCUGCAGCAAGUGAAGGCCCUAGAGAUGCGAGUAGAUACAAGAGAGACCAGCUUGGGAAACUUUGGUGUGCAUCUACCUAAUCUGAGAGAACUGAAGUUGAACAAUAGCUUACUUGUGUCUGUGAGGGAUCUUGGAACUUCAUUGUCUCACCUCUAUGUCCUGUGGAUGGCUUGCUGUGGGCUCUCAGAUUUAGAUGGGAUCUCUUCCUGCAGCUCUCUAAAAGAACUCUACAUAGCCUAUAACAAUAUCUCUGAGCUGAGCCAGCUGACCUGGCUAGAUCACCUCGAGGUUUUGGACCUGGAAGGGAACAAUAUUGAGGACAUCGACCAGAUGCAGUACUUGAGACUUUGUUGCAAGCUAAGCCACCUGACACUGGAGGGCAACCUUAUUUGCCUGAAGCCAAAUGCAGAAUCUGCAGAGGAACCAGGUUAUAAUUACAGAGCAGAAGUAAAAAAACUUAUUCCCCACUUGAAGUAUUUGGACAAAAUACCAGCAAGCCAGACUGUUCCCCUUCCUUCCAAGAAGAUGUAUGAAGAUCGUCUAAUCAUCAAGGACUCCAUCAAGGAAGGUGGUUUAGCUGGAGGCAUUUCGUGGUUAGAUCCAUAUCUUGAGGCAGUAGCAAGGCAGUCUGGAUGUGGCCCGAGACCCCCAACAGCUUCCAGACCUGGAAAUGCACAGUGGUCUGCUAAUGUAGGGAGGUUUAGCGAUGCCCACCUCUUAUAUGGUAGCCGUCCUCUUCCAGAUCCUGCUGUUUCUGAUAUGCUGUUCUCAGAAGAUGACUCCAGUGAUUUGACACAUGGACUGAAUCAAGUUAUAUGUGGGAACCCCACCAAGGCCCUUCGUGAAAGGAGGCAAAAACUAGGUCAACCUGCAGUGAGCCCUUUGAAACUGAGCAGUCUGAGGACAGAAAACGUUUAUGACUCUGGAGGAGGAAAAGAUGUGCACCAGGAAAAUGUGUCCUCUGAACUGAGAGUAUGGAGAGAGCAGCAGAAGAGGUGCCUGCAAACAGGUCAGCAAGAACAAGCCAGCCAAGCAUCAAAGGUAAUUCUUAAUCAUGAGGAAGAGGGUGAAAACUGCAGCCUGACUGACAGCUCUGAAGAUGAGUUGAGGAAGGCCUAUGAUGAGGACCUCGUUGAAAGGAUUUCACUUGAUUCUUCUUGCCACUCCAGUCUCUCCAAGUCUUCCUCAGGUUCAUCACAGACUCAGGAGGGUGCAGUGUUCUCCAACCCAAGCCCUUGUUUAAUUCCAUCCCCUCCAAAAAGCCCUUCGCCUGCAUCUUUAAUGAGUGUUGCAGCAAGAUCCUGGAAAACAAGAAACCACAGGGUAAGAUGCCUAAAAAUACCCAGCCAAGAGGAGGACAGGCAGUGUACACAGCGAUGCCAGUCAAGGGCUCAUAAAGAAAAUUCAGCCCAGCCUUUGGACGAAGAACUUGCUUUCCUGAGCCUGCACAAGAUGCUGUCUGCCUCUGGAUCCCAAGGGCAGCACCAACCUGCUGGCUGCACCAGCCAGCAAAGGCCUAUUCCAGGACCAACAGCUGUUGGAUCAACAAGGAUCAGGCCCAUCAUGGAUGAGAGCCCUUCUGGAGAGAUCAACCACCAGCAUCCAGCUGUCUGCUCAUCCACGAAAGCCUCAGAGAGGUUUAGGCCAACACAUGCUUCUUGGCCCCUGACUGCCAGGGCUGUGCUGGAGCCACUGCCAGACAGUACCACUGCCACAACAACAUCUCAGAACAGAAGUCCUCAGUCCUAGAAAAUACUCAGUUUUCAGCAUGUGUUGAAGCCAUAUACACAGAACAGUCAUGAAGGAUCAAUGCUAUCUUUCAGCUUCUUCUGCCAGCUAAACACAGAGCUGUGCAAGUAGAGCAAUUCAAACAAAUGACAUGAUUUGCCUCAAUUCAGGAUACAGAUGGUCCAGAAAUACUUUAAAGAGCAACCGCUGAUCAACCAAGGAGCUAAUGAACCUCUUAUUACAGAAAAACAUGGUUAUUUUUGCAACUUCUGUGCACUAAAACAGAACAAAUUCCAUCGUA
Molecule: messenger RNA, 5084 nt
Organism: Pseudopipra pipra
Lineage: Eukaryota; Metazoa; Chordata; Aves; Passeriformes; Pipridae
Gene: LRRC56
Product: leucine rich repeat containing 56
Exons: 15
Coding region: 2876-4804 (642 amino acids)
Molecular function (GO): protein binding
Source: RefSeq, a predicted model, not a curated record